Messenger RNA from Leopardus geoffroyi (Geoffroy's cat), 477 nucleotides. RefSeq names its product interleukin 9 (gene IL9). The record is from RefSeq and is a predicted model, not a curated record. The transcript is spliced from 5 exons. NCBI's taxonomy places the organism in Eukaryota, Metazoa, Chordata, Mammalia, Carnivora, Felidae. Bases 1 to 426 code for a protein of 141 amino acids.
AUGCUCCUGUCCGUGGUCCUUGCCUCUGCCCUGCUUCUCUGCUCUGUGGCCAGCCAGAGGUGUUCAACCUUGUCAGGGAUUCAUGAUGUCACGUACCUCAUUAACAAACUGCAGGAACAUCCACCUUCAAAAUGUGGCUGUGGCACCAACGUGACCGAUUGUUUGUGUCUGCCCAUUCCUUCUGACGACUGCACCACACCGUGCUUCCAGGAAGGGCUGUCCCAGAUGACCAACUCCACAGUGCAAACAAGUUUCCCCCUAAUUUUUAACCGACUAAAAAGAACCAUCAAAGACCUAAAGAGCACCAAGUGCCAGUUUUUUUCCUGUGAACAGCCGUGUAACCAAACUUCAACAGGCAACGUGCUGACGUUCCUGAAGAGUCUCCAGGAAAUUUUACAGAAAGAAAGGAUGAAAGGCACAGUAUGAAGAUGAAAUAUUAUUUAUGCUAUUUAUUGAAUUAAAAAGCCUCCUCUUUGA